This is a messenger RNA of Exophiala aquamarina CBS 119918, 219 nucleotides long. RefSeq lists its product as uncharacterized. Gene Ontology annotation, biological process: secondary metabolite biosynthetic process; amino acid activation for nonribosomal peptide biosynthetic process. The record is from RefSeq and is a predicted model, not a curated record. NCBI's taxonomy places the organism in Eukaryota, Fungi, Ascomycota, Eurotiomycetes, Chaetothyriales, Herpotrichiellaceae. The transcript has a single exon. Gene Ontology annotation, molecular function: phosphopantetheine binding. Gene Ontology annotation, cellular component: cytoplasm. Bases 1 to 219 code for a protein of 72 amino acids.
AUGAGCAUCAACGAGAUAUUUUCGACGCUCAUUCACGGAGGAUAUGUGGUGUGGUCUUCUGAGUCCGACCGCAUGAACAAUAUUAGGGACUUCAUUGACAAGAAUAAAGUCAAAACAGCUAUUCUUACUCCGACAGAGUUGAAGAUGCUUCCCACCAAUGACAGUCACCUUCAUAAUGUCGUACUGAUAGGAGAGGCCGGUACUGAUCAUUUGAUAUAA